CUCCGCUUGCUCAUGCGCCCUCGCUUUACUCUCUCCGUCACCCAAAACAUCCUGCUCCGUUGGUUUCUUGAUCUCUGUUUCGACUGAGACCCGUUCUCAACUCUCCUCGCUCCGCUCUACACUCACAUCUCACAUCUCGCUCUCCUGAGGCACCACCGUUGCCAUCCUUCAAACCUUUCAAAUGGCCUAACCAUCCACAGUUGAUCUCGAGCUCGUCACUUUAUACCUUUUUUCCAGUCACUCGUUUGUCUCACCUUCCGGAAGACGUCUAUCCAUUUCCCGAGCCAAAACUGUCGACGGUCAGAAUCGAUCGAUUACCCUUACCCAUCCACAUCUCUACACAUCCUCAACAAUUUUCGUCACCCCCGGACUCAAAGUGCUGGCAUUUACGAUAGUUCAUCUCCUCCUGUAUUAGACCCGUUUUCGCACAUGCUUGGAAACGCCGUGUACUAUACCUACAAAAGCCAUCCAUCACCAAAUCGAUAAGAUACACCCUCGACACACGAUUCAGCCUUCAACCCCGUCGUCACAAUGAGGCUGUUGUCGUUAUUCUCGUUCUUCGUCGCCUUCCUUCCCUUCUCCCCUGGUGCCUUCGCCAUAAAAUUAAUCGAAUCGAAAUCACUUGUUCCUUGCCAGGACAACUCUAAUCUCACUGCCACCUUGUUCAAUGUCCUUUUUACCCCGCAUAACAACUCCUUGCUGGUCCAUAUGGUUGGCGUGUCGUCCAUCUCAGGCAAUGUGACAGCACAGGUGGAGUUGAUUGCCUAUGGAUUCACGGCUCUGAAAGAGACCUUGAACCCUUGCGACCUCGAUCUUGGCGGCCUGUGCCCAAUGACCAAGGGCUCAAUCGAGAUCGAGACGAACUUCGUUAAUCUUUCUCCCGAUGUCGUCAGCAAAGUUCCAGGAGUCGCUUAUGGCGUGCCUGACCUAGAUCUUAAAGUACGAAUUUAUGUAAACUCCACGGCUGAGAAGAGAAGUAUCGCGUGUGUUGAAGCUGCCCUGUCCAACGGAAAGACUGUCUACCACCGAACCGUAGCCUGGAUUGUUGCUGUAAUAGCAGGUUUGGGCUUGGUUGCGUCCGCCGUUACAUCCGGUCUGGGGCAUUCCAACACCGCUGCCCAUGUCGCCGCCAAUGCGCUUUCGCUCUUUGGCUUCUUCCAGGCACAGGCCAUGAUUGGGAUGUCCAGUGUAAAGCUACCUCCAAUUGUGCAGUCUUGGACGCAGAACUUCCAGUGGAGUAUGGGUAUUAUCCGUGUUGGAUUUAUCCAGAGACUUGCGACAUGGUAUCAACGUGCAACCGGCGGAGAACCAUCAACGAUUCUGCAGUCGCUCUCAACCACAUCAGUCCAGGUGCAGAAACGAUCAGUUGAAUAUGUCCAUCAGCUAAUGGCUAAGGCUGCUAAUGAGCUGAUAAAACGCACUAACAGAGAUGAGGGUGUUAGUGAGAACAGCGCGACAGUCAGUGUCCGAGGCAUAGAUCGAGUUGGAUUCCGUGCUCGCAUUGAGCGUACCAACAUUUUCAUGACAGGCCUGAUCUUUUUUGUCGUGUUUGUCGCCUUGGUGAUGGGCUGUGUUGCUGGAUUCAAAGGCGCCUGCGAAUUGCUUGCGAGAUCCGGCAGAAUGAAGAGCGACAAAUUCCAGGACUUCCGGAACGGCUGGAGAAUUGUGAUGCGAGGCAUCUUGUUCCGACUGACAUUGAUUGGCUUCCCUCAGAUGUGCAUUCUUUGCUUGUGGGAGAUGACUCACAGGGAUUCUGCUGCUGAAGUCGUUCUCGCUGUUGUGAUGAUCCUCGCCAUGAUCGCUUCAUUGGGCUGGGCAGCAUGGAAAGUUAUUCGCCUUGCAAAGAAGUCAGUUCUUAUGCACAAGAAUCCUGCCUAUAUUCUCUAUUCCGAUCCCUCUGCGCUCAACAAAUGGGGAUUCCUCUACAUACAAUACCGGGCUACAGCAUACUACUUUGUUGUUCCAGUUUUGAUCUACAUAUUUGUCAAGGCUAUGUUCAUUGCCUUGACUCAGCCCGCCCCCACGGUGCAGGCUUUUGCGUUAUUCUUUAUCGAACUGGGAGUCCUUGUCGGGGUUUCCAUUUUGCGACCUUGGAUGGACAAGAAGACAAAUAUCUUUAACAUUUCUAUCGCUGCUGUUAACUUCUUUAAUGUCCUUCUAUUGCUUUUCUUCUCGGAAGUAUUCAAGCAGCCAGGCCUUGUCACAGGUGUUAUGGGUGUCGUGUUCUUCAUUGCUAAUGCUGUAUUUGCCCUCAUCCUGCUCUUACUUGUCCUUAUCGCCUCUAUUUACGCCAUCGUAUCCAAAAACCCGGAUACCCGCUAUCAACCCAUGAGAGACGAUCGUGGCUCCUUUAUUAAAUCUCAAACCCAACUUACUACCGAACUCGACGCCCUUGGUGCGACAGCAAGGGGCGAGGGGAAAAGGCCUUUCGAUGACGAUGUAGCGUCAUUUUCGGGCCAUUCCCAAACUCAUUCUAGCUCCCUACAUGAUGGCGGGUCCGGUAUCGCCGUAUCGCAACACAGUGCACGGCAGGCACCUCACUCUCCAGUUGAUACAUCAGUCCCGCUCUUCCCAAUGAGUGAAAACCACCACCAAGGUUUCUCUCCUUCUAACCCACCUGGUCAAGACAACCGUGGAGUGUACAACGAUGGCGGGGACUUUUACGGACGAACACAAAACACAUCCCCUGUCCCAAGAGGGUACGCAACAUCGCCCUUCAACCGGAGUGGCUCUGUGAACUCCAAUCCAAAUAGUUACCGGAUGCAGAAUAGUGCGAGUCCGUGGCAGAGAGGUGCAGGCUAUGAACACUAAUUGAGCUGCUUUUUUCUUAUGUUUAUAUCUCUCUUUGUCCUUCCCUUGUAAACAGAUGCAGGAAAAUAAAUGCAUGGGAUUUUCUAAGUGUGUAUGGAGUAAUAUGAAAUUCUGUUGUCUCCGGCGGACUCGCCUUGAUGUUCCUUUGGUUUGUGUUUCCCCCUUUGCCGCCUGUUUGUUCAGCCCAAUUGCACAGCACUACGCAUUUGUAGAUGGUUAAUAUCUGGAGACCCUUUAUUGCCCCCUGUCUUGUGUUUUCAGGGCGUUUUCGUGAGAAUGAGAACUUUUCCCUUGCCGAGCAUUAUAUUCACCUUCCUUUUUACCUUGCCUUUUUUUCAUGUAUCAAUUAUUCUUAUUUUUUUUUUUUUUUAAAAUUAUGAUGACCUUCUACUAUUUCGUGUACUAUCCUCUCGGGACGUCAUCCAACUGGUGUGAGUCGUUGAAAGGUGUUACUCUUUUUU
Messenger RNA from Coccidioides immitis RS, 3272 nucleotides. RefSeq lists its product as uncharacterized. The transcript has 4 exons. Gene Ontology annotation, biological process: transmembrane transport; fungal-type cell wall biogenesis. The record is from RefSeq and is a predicted model, not a curated record. The coding region runs from base 532 to 2811 and encodes 759 amino acids. NCBI's taxonomy places the organism in Eukaryota, Fungi, Ascomycota, Eurotiomycetes, Onygenales, Onygenaceae.